CUGUCACGGAGCCGGCAUUCCAGUUCUAUUCUGAUGCUUGUCAUGUUCGGUACGAAUUCGCGCGCAAGUAAAAUCUUGUACUCCCUCCUCGGUUCAGUCUCUUAAUCGCGUUGAAAAGAAAAGUGUCCCACUGUGUCGGUCGACGGGUUCAUAAAGGAAAAAUGUCGACGGGGAAACGUUUGGCAAAAAGGUCCAUAAUAGGGACGAGGGUGUGCGUCAAAGCGGAAGACGGCAUCUAUUACUCGGGAGUGAUAAACGCAGUGAAAACGCCCGGUUCGAGCCACUCGGCGGAGACCAAGUAUUCGGUCAGGUUCGACCCCGUCGCCGAGUUGCCGGCCCUGAAAAAAGAGUUCAAGGAUUCCGAGCUGAUCGGACCCGGCUUCCGGACCAUGACCGGCGUCCGGCUCCUCUCGGGUCAGAAGGUCUACAUCACCUACAACGGACGAGAAGUCUCCGGACACGUGACGGAGCAUAGCAGCGUCGCAGACGAAGUGGCCGUCGUCAUCGCUCCUCCCGGUACCGAGGAAACAUCAGACACCUGGAAUCGUAUGGAACACUUGGGCCAGCUCGAAGUGAAAAAACGUCUCGAAGACGUCCGGCUGACCGAGUGCAGGAAAUCGGCGAGGCUGCAAGAUCAAGAUACGGAUUACUCAAGACUUGCGGAUAUGGCCGGAGACAGGAAACGACUCUCAUCUCACAACAUCGACGUUCCCCCUGUAUAUGGAUCUCGUAAAAGAAGGCCGAGUUCGAGCCAGGACGACGCGAAGGAAGACCUGAUGGACGAAUGUACAGCCGCUCUCGUCCUCAUGCACCUCUCUUGCAGUCCACAUUCGCCCUCUGGCUGGGUGGAGCAGCUGUCGCCCUCCGCCUCCCUGUCGGACGCCUGUUCCUGGAGGUCCGGCACUCCUUCGCCUCCCCUCAGCGAGUCCGCCCCCAACUGGUUUUCCGCCUCCGACGAGGGCAUCGGCCUCGACGACGAUUACGACGAACUGCCGAAGAAAAAAAAAGCGGCAACUAGAACUGUUUAUCAGUGUUCGUGGCCAGGUUGUCACGUAAUGAGAGAAACUUGCAACUCAAUCGAGACGCAUGUCAGAAAAACCCAUUUGGGGCCAAGAAACGAAAGAGAAGGCGAUGAAGACAUGGAAGGCGAUGACCACGAAGAAGAGUUCUACUAUACGGAGGUGGAAAUCGGACUCACCUCACCUACCCCGACUCUGUCACACCGAGACAUGGCGAGGCCACCUCAUGAAGAUCCAGAAUAUCAGAGGGCCAUGAGUGUUGGAAACUCUGUUGCUGGCGCGAUCUCAAUUCCUAAGACAAACUUCAGCUGGCCAGUCACAGCUACAGUUUCACCGAAUCAGAAGCAGAUCAAACUUUCGAUGUCUGCUCCGCUGAACAAAGUGCCCGGUAGCCCCAGCAGGCGAAUAAGGGGCGACACGAAAAAGUGCCGCAAAGUGUACGGCAUGGAACAUCGUGAACUCUGGUGCACUCAAUGUAAGUGGAAGAAGGCUUGCUCAAGAUUUGGAGAUUAGAAAAGACGAAGAACGAGGAGAAAAGAAGAGCACAGAACAUUAUAUUAUAUAUAUAAGGAAAAAAAAGAUACUGAAGAAAAUUAAUCGAACCCUCUCUCCGUCCAGCACAGACUGACGGAAUUGACAUAAAAAUUGGCUAGAUCAUUGAA
Cimex lectularius (bed bug) is the source of this 1681-nucleotide messenger RNA. It is a transcript of the gene Glut4EF, whose product is annotated as zinc finger protein 395. The record is from RefSeq and is a predicted model, not a curated record. Bases 162 to 1532 code for a protein of 456 amino acids. Gene Ontology annotation, biological process: regulation of transcription by RNA polymerase II. The transcript has 9 exons. Gene Ontology annotation, molecular function: RNA polymerase II cis-regulatory region sequence-specific DNA binding; DNA-binding transcription factor activity. Gene Ontology annotation, cellular component: nucleus. Lineage: Eukaryota; Metazoa; Arthropoda; Insecta; Hemiptera; Cimicidae.